Lynx canadensis (Canada lynx) is the source of this 4361-nucleotide messenger RNA. RefSeq names its product FIG4 phosphoinositide 5-phosphatase (gene FIG4). Lineage: Eukaryota; Metazoa; Chordata; Mammalia; Carnivora; Felidae. Gene Ontology annotation, cellular component: intracellular membrane-bounded organelle. The record is from RefSeq and is a predicted model, not a curated record. The coding region runs from base 211 to 2796 and encodes 861 amino acids. Gene Ontology annotation, biological process: phosphatidylinositol dephosphorylation. The transcript has 23 exons. Gene Ontology annotation, molecular function: phosphatidylinositol-3,5-bisphosphate 5-phosphatase activity.
CUUGCCCGGAGGUGGGGAUCCGGGAUCCGGAAACACCUGAGCUAUUCUCGGUCUUGUUUGUUUAGUGCACAAGGGUCGUAUUUUCCGUCUGGAUCUGAUGUCCAGGGUAUGAGGUGUCUUCUCUCCCGGCCUCCUGGAGCAGCCUGGAGGUUGCCGCACUCUGGGCCGCGGCCUGGUGCCCUGUCGUGAGGGCCCCCAUUUCUUCCGACCAUGCCCGCGGCCGCUGCCCCCAUCAUAAGCUCCGUCCAGAAGCUGGUUCUGUACGAGACCAGAGCUAGAUACUUUCUAGUUGGGAGCAAUCAUGCAGAAACAAAAUAUCGUGUUUUGAAGAUUGAUAGAACAGAACCGAAAGAUUUGGUCAUAAUUGAUGAUAGGCAUGUAUAUACUCAGCAAGAAGUGAGAGAACUUCUUGGCCGCUUGGAUCUAGGAAAUAGAACAAAGAUGGGACAGAAAGGAUCCUCUGGGUUAUUUCGAGCUGUUUCAGCUUUUGGUGUUGUAGGUUUUGUGAGGUUUCUAGAAGGCUAUUAUAUUGUGUUAAUAACUAAAAGGAGGAAGAUGGCAGAUAUUGGAGGUCAUGCAAUAUAUAAGGUUGAAGAUACAAAUAUGAUCUAUAUACCCAACGAUUCUGUACGAAUUACUCAUCCUGAUGAAGCCCGGUAUCUACGAAUCUUUCAAAAUGUGGACCUAUCUAGCAAUUUUUACUUUAGUUACAGCUAUGAUUUGUCCCACUCACUUCAAUAUAAUCUCACUGUCUUGCGAAUGCCCCUGGAGAUGUUAAAGUCAGAAACAACCCAGACUCGCCAGGAGAGUUUCGACAUCUUUGAAGAUGAAGGAUUAAUUACACAGGGUGGAAGUGGAGUAUUUGGGAUCUGCAGUGAGCCUUAUAUGAAGUAUGUGUGGAACGGUGAACUUCUAGAUAUAAUUAAGAAUACUGUGCAUCGUGACUGGCUGUUGUAUAUUAUUCAUGGGUUCUGUGGACAGUCAAAGCUGUUGAUCUAUGGACGACCAGUCUAUGUCACUCUAAUAGCUAGAAGAUCCAGUAAGUUUGCCGGGACCCGCUUUCUCAAGAGAGGCGCAAACUGUGAGGGCGAUGUUGCAAAUGAAGUGGAGACUGAACAAAUACUCUGCGAUGCUUCUGUGAUGUCUUUUACUGCAGGAAGUUAUUCUUCUUAUGUACAAGUUAGAGGAUCAGUGCCUUUAUACUGGUCUCAGGACAUUUCAACUAUGAUGCCUAAACCACCUAUUACAUUGGAUCAGGCAGAUCCAUUUGCACAUGUGGCUGCCCUUCACUUUGACCAGAUGCUUCAAAGGUUUGGCUCCCCCAUCAUCAUCUUGAAUUUAGUGAAGGAACGAGAGAAAAGAAAGCAUGAGAGAAUUCUGAGUGAAGAGCUUGUAGCUGCUGUGACGUACCUCAACCAGUUUUUGCCUCCUGAGCACACCAUUAUUUAUAUUCCUUGGGAUAUGGCCAAGUACACCAAGAGCAAGCUGUGUAAUGUUCUUGAUCGACUGAAUGUGAUUGCAGAAAGUGUGGUGAAGAAAACUGGAUUCUUUGUAAACCGCCCUGAUUCUUACUGUAGCAUUUUGCGGCCAGAUGAAAAGUGGAAUGAACUAGGAGGAUGUGUGAUUCCCACUGGUCGCCUGCAGACUGGUGUUCUUCGAACCAACUGUGUGGACUGUUUAGACCGCACCAACACGGCACAGUUUAUGGUGGGAAAAUGUGCUUUGGCUUAUCAGCUGUACUCCUUGGGACUGAUCGACAAGCCUAAUCUACAGUUUGAUACAGAUGCAGUUAGGUUAUUUGAGGAACUCUAUGAAGAUCAUGGGGAUACCCUGUCCCUUCAGUAUGGUGGUUCUCAACUUGUUCACCGUGUCAAAACCUACAGAAAGAUAGCACCAUGGACCCAGCACUCAAAAGACAUCAUGCAGACCCUGUCUAGAUAUUACAGCAAUGCUUUUUCAGAUGCUGAUAGACAAGAUUCCAUUAAUCUCUUCCUGGGAGUUUUUCAUCCCACUGAAGGGAAACCUCAUCUCUGGGAACUCCCAACAGAUUUUUACUUGCAUCAUAAAAAUACGAUGAGACUUUUACCAACAAGAAGAAGUUACACUUACUGGUGGACACCAGAGGUAAUAAAACAUUUACCGCUGCCUUAUGAUGAAGUUAUCUGUGCCGCGAACUUAAAGAAGUUGAUAGUGAAGAAAUUCCACAAAUAUGAAGAAGAGAUUGACAUCCACAACGAGUUCUUUCGACCAUACGAACUGAGUAGUUUUGAUGAUACCUUUUGCUUGGCUAUGACAAGUUCAGCACGUGACUUUAUGCCUAAGACCGUUGGCAUUGAUCCAAGUCCAUUUACAGUGCGUAAACCAGAUGAAACAGGAAAAUCAGUAUUGGGGAACAAAAGCAAUAGAGAAGAAGCUGUGUUACAGCGGAAAACAGCAGCCAGUGCCCCGCCACCCCCCAGCGAGGAGGCUGUGUCCAGCAGCUCUGAGGAUGACUCUGGGACCGACCGGGAAGAAGAGGGCUCUGUGUCUCAGCGCUCCACUCCAGUGAAGAUGACCGACACGGGAGACAGUACCAAAGUGACUGAGAAUGUGGUCCAGCCCAUGAAAGAAGUAUAUGGAAUUAACCUCUCAGAUGGUCUCUCAGAAGAAGAUCUCUCCAUUUAUUCAAGAUUUGUUCAGCUGGGUCAGAGUCAACAUAAACAAGACAAGAGCAGCCAGCAACUCUGUUCCAGGUGCCCAGAUGGAGUUAUAAAACUAACCAUCAGGUUGAAUUUAUUCCCUAAGUCCACGUCAUAAUAAGAAGCAUUUACUGACCUGAUGGUGAAUGCCCACAGGUAAGGGUUUCUAUUAGGGAAAGGGCUUCACAAAUCACAGGGUACUUUCAUCUCAUCACAUUUUCCCACUGAUGAGAUGAACAUGACACAGUGGCCAUGAUUAAUUCAGCUUUGUUUUCUUUUCGUGACUCGUUUUCAAUGCUGUGUUCCCUAUGUACGAGUCACUCUCUGGGGUCCCCCCGCACUGAUUUCAUCUAGUCCUCUGCAGACAGUGCUCUGGUCUCUGUGCUGCAGGCUAGUAAGUAUUUCUACCUUCACGGGUAACUCUUGUUAUCUUUCCUAAACACCCGUAGUACAGUCUCUAAAGGUUUAAGGAUUUAGCGCAGUUAGGAGGCAGUGAUCAAUGGUUAAUCAGCUAAUUCCCUCCACAGGCAAGAGAUGAGAAAUGACAACACUCCUCAGCCCAAGGAAACUAGUCUGUGACCUCUUCCUCACCCCAGAAAUUACCACGACAGUCUUUUUUCCUCUUUCGUUCUCUUCUUUUUCUUUACCCUCUUUGGCUUUUCCUUUUUUACCUUUUCUAUUUCCAGAUCACCCCUUUCUGUUCACUCCUUCCCCUUCUGUUUCUUUUUACUUUACCUUCUUCUCUCCCUCACCAUCCUCUCUCCAUCCCUCCUGAGUAUUUUUAAUUGUUUUUUCUUUGUAAUACAGUAAUCUCUCCAAAACAGAAGUUUCCCUUAUGUAUUUCCCUCAUAUCAAACUAUUAAUUCUUGACUCAUUAGUGAGCCAUGAAGUUAAUUGAGUGGGCCCCCACACAGCGAAAUAAAAUAAAACCAAGCUGAAACCAAAAGAGAGUUCCAGUGCAUGGUGAAAAGUAUAGUUGUCUUGUUUAGUGGCAUUUUAUUUCUCUGCAUAAAUAAGCUAUAUAUAUUGGUUUGCUGUGCAAAGUGCAUUUCUUAUUGUAGGUAACAGUCACAGGUUGGAUUUAUAUGAAUGCACCUUUUCUAGAACCACAUGACUUAAAAAAUUUAGCUCAGUUCCUGGCAUGUAGGUAUUUAAUAAAUGUUUGUUGAUUGAAUGAAAGUGUGUUUGAGUGAUUUCUCUUGGGAAUAAUUAGAAACAGAAAAGAGAGGUCAGCAAGACAGAAGAGUCAGGAAGAGAUGAGAGAGUAUUCUGUGGUAUAUCCAUCAUAGGUAAAAUAAAUGCAGGCCUUGAAAAAUAUACUCUCGUUACUUAAAAUGAAUCGAGAGCUGGGAUGGGCAUGUAAGGGAAGGAAGUGGCAAGAAGCCAAAGCUGAAAGAACGGAAGAGCCAUUACAUAUUUAGAUAAAAUGAAUGCCUCUUUAUUGGAAUAUUACCUACAAUAGCGUCUGUAUACUAUGUUAAGAUGAACUUAAUGGAGCAAGGUGAAUUUGUUGAAACUUUCAGAGAAGGCUAUCCUGGAAGGUUUCUAGCAUAUAAAGAAUAAUAAAUGUAAAUUUAAUUGUAAGUACUUGAGUUAUUAACUUAAGGUAUCAAAAUGCCUUUACUAUAUAUUUUUUAAAUGUUUAUUUUUGAGAGACAGCAAGUGGGGGAGGGGCAGAGAGAG